This is a messenger RNA of Anopheles coustani, 5059 nucleotides long. It is a transcript of the gene lig, whose product is annotated as protein lingerer. Lineage: Eukaryota; Metazoa; Arthropoda; Insecta; Diptera; Culicidae. The transcript is spliced from 12 exons. Gene Ontology annotation, cellular component: nucleus; cytoplasm. The coding region runs from base 82 to 4470 and encodes 1462 amino acids. Gene Ontology annotation, molecular function: protein binding. The record is from RefSeq and is a predicted model, not a curated record.
AGGUACCUAUCGUUCGGACACUUCUGCUAGCAUCAACAGCAUUUCAGCCACUUUGUAAAUACGUACUGUAUAUAUAGCGAGAUGAGCACACAAACGCGUUCUGGAGGCGGCGGCGGCGGCGGCCGUAACAAGUCCAAAGCCAAACAGCACGAUAAUAAGGAAAACUUGGCCAAGGACGAGGGACAGCAACAGUCACACCAGUUGCCACAGCAGUACCCGAAGGGUGGCUCAGCCUCGAAUACCGCGGUCACCAACAACAACGCCAGUGGCAGCGGCGAUGGUGGCGCCUCUACAGCGUCCGGUGGUGGCGGCGGCGGCAAGGGGGGCGAUUACCAGAAACAUAAGGGAAGCGCCGGCGGCAAAGGCACAGACAAUGCCGGCCCGAGAGUGGUUGAUGCGAAGGAGAAGCAGAAGGAGUCCGGCGGCGGUGGAUCGACGUCGGCGGCCGGCAACAGCGGCGAGAAGUCGUCCACAUCCGGUGGUGCAGCCUCUGGUGGCGCCAGCGGCGGAGGUGCGAACGCCACUCACACGGCGGUCAAGUCGAAGCAACCGACUGCCGAACAGAUUCGCAUUGCCCAGAUCACAGACAUCAAGAGCAGCAUGGACGAUCCGAAGAUACAGGAGAAGAUCCAGAGCCUGAUGGAGAUGACACAGCGGUCGGAGGAGGAGGUGUGCUGCGCGCUGCAGGAGUGCGACAGCGAUUUGGACCGUGCGGUCAUCUUUCUGCUCGAGACGCUACCGGUCGGUGCGUUCGCCACGACGUCCAAGAAAAAGAAGAAUAAAUCUCAGGCGUUGGCGAAGGACGGUGCCGACGACGGCGACUGGGAUAUGGUCGGGACGAGCAACAGCGGUGGAGGCAGUGGCGUUCAGCUUGGUGGCAUCAACGUCGACCUGAAGGAGCAGCAGCGCCGCGGUGGUAACCGGGGCGGCAACCAGCGUUCGGGAGGUGGCGGUCCAGGACGAGGUGGACGCGCCGGCGGCUACCGCGACGGUGGUGGCGAUCGGGAUCGCGACCGCGAUCGCAACGGCUACGACAAGGGCGGCGAGAGCUACCGUAAUCGCGCCGGCGGGGACGGCGGUCGGAUGCGCGGUGGGCGAGAUGGCGGCGGCGGUCCGGGAGGCCCCGGUCGUGGCAACUAUGGGUCGCGCGGUGGUCGCGGAGGCGGCCCCCGGCUCGGCACCAGAGGGCCAGGAUCGCGCGACCAGAAUCGCGGCCCGCGGAUGAUGAACAACGAUCAUCAGGAGAUCGACGCCUGGGAUCCGGUCGCGACCUCGUCGAACGCCAACGAUCUCAAACCGGAGGAGAGUUCGGCCUUCACCGACACCUGGGGCGACUGGGACAACGAGGAGUACACGGGCUCGCUGUCGGAUACCAAAGUUUUUACGGCUAGCACCACGUCACCGGCGACGGCAUCCGUUGCCGCCACAACGCAGCAGCAGGCAGGAGCAUCAGCAGGAGGAACCCAGUCGGCUGCGACCAAUUCCUCGGAGCUGGCGGCCCCACCGGGUCUGGAGCAGCAGGUAUUGAAUCCGCCGCAGCAGAAGGAAACGGAGCUGGUGCAGCAGUACAGCACGACCGUGGUGUCCAGCACGGCCACGGCUGCGGUUGCUGCCGGCGCCGGCCCGGGUGGCGUUUCCGCCUCCACUACCGCUCAGUAUUCGGAUCUGCACGCGGGCGCACCGACGAUCGCCCCGUCCAGCGCAACCGCUGCCCAGCACCUGCGCCAGGCGCUCGACAUGGCCCCGCUGGCCGCGUCCUCGUCGCUGUCCGCCGAGCAAACUCAGUAUUUCAGUACUCUUUCCUCUCAGAAUUCCAAUCUCCAGCAGCCGGGCGUCGUCGUCGGUGCGUACCAGCAGCAGCAGCCUGGCCAGACACAGGGCGGUGGUGCGCAGAUGGUGUCCCAGCAGCCGGUCGUUGGUCCCGGCGCCCCAUCGCAGCAGCCGUCGCAAGCCAGUUCCGUGCAAUACGCCACCGGCUACGGUGGUACCACUGGCGCCGGCGACGUGGUCGCAGCGGCUCCGACGAGCUACGCGGCUGCCGCAACGCAGCAGCCACCGGUUCGGCGGCAGCGGGCCCGUGUGCCUCCACCUUCGAAAAUCCCGUCCACGGCCGUGGAAAUGCCGGGCGACAGCAUGAACAACAUCGGCUACCUGGACGUGCAGUUUGGCGGUCUCGAUUUCGGCACCGACGACACGUUCGACGUGGUGGCGGACAAGUUUAACACCUCGGGUGGCGCUAGCGACCAGCAGCCUUCGUCUAGCGUCGUUGGCCAGCAGCAGCAGCAGCAGUCCACGGUCGGCUCGCAGGCAGUCCAAUCGGUCGUACAAACGCCGCAAGUCGCUGCGUCGCAGCAAGCGCAGCUGCCGCCCGGGGCUGGAGGAGUGCAAUCGCAGCAGGUGAGCGCACCGGCCAUUCCCCAGCAGCAGCAACAGCAGCCGACGCAGCAGCAGCAGGUUGUACCGCCUGGCCAGCCGCAGCAACAGCAACAGCCGGUGGUGGUCCAGCAGCAGCCCGACGUAAGCGACUAUCAGUCGGCGGCGGCGAAGGUCGGCGGACCCGGCGGCCCCAACGUGGCCGGUGGCGUUGUGCCGAACAACUUGCAGCAAAAGCCAAACCUCUCCGGUGCGCCUGGCCUGGUGGCGCCGUCUCAGAUCCUGCCCGGCCAGGGAGCCGCUCCCGAUGGGCUGGCCACUCAGAACGACACCCUGGCGAACAGCUACUCGCAGCGCACCAAUGCGUCCGUGUCGUCGUCGGUUAGUGCUGGCGUGAAUUCUAUGAGUAACGCUGCAGCAGCACUGGAUCAGUUGACGAAAUCAGCGGAUCCGUAUGGGCAGUCGGCGGGCACGAAUGCGUCCGCGACCGGUGGCUACCAGAACGCGCCAUACUCGUCGGGUCAGAGCAACAAAACAGGCUCAUAUCCGCCGUCCGGUGCACCGCAAGGCUACAACAACAUGAGCUACUCCAACAACCAGGUAACCAACGCGUACCCACCAUCGACGAACAACUAUAGCUCGUACAACCAGGGCAACGUGAACACGUUCCAGCCACCGAACAGCAAUGUUGCCAGCAACGUUGUCCCGAACAGCAACACUGGCAGCUCGGUCGGCGGCCAGUCGAAUCCGAACCUACCGGUAAACAACAACGUGAACAACAGCAGCUCGAACAGCAAUGCUGGCGGCUAUCUGUCCAGUCAGUAUCCGGUUAGCCAGACGUCGUCUGCCUUCCCGUCGCAGCAGAGCUAUCAAAAUAGCUCCCAGAACGUGUACGGCAACACGGGACUGAACAGCAACACAGGGUAUUCUGGAAGCACAAACACUUCAUCCGGCCAGUAUGGUAGUAAUUUUAGUACGUCGAAACUAAAGGAUGCACCGGUGGUUUCAACGCCCUUCGAAAGCGUGGCAUCCAGUACGGUUUCGAAUAGCAGCACGAACAAUGCGAACAAUAACAACGUGACCAGCUCGAGCUCGCUGCCCAACAGCUCCGUGGUAUCCACGACAACGAAGAGCAGCAGCAGCAGCAGCGCCGCUGGCGGUGGCGUGGUCCCGAACAUCCCGAUGGUCAGCCCGUACAUACAGGCCACCGGGAUGCCGGGAUUCUAUCCGCAGGCAACAGCCCUCUACUCGUACGAAGAUCUGCAGCUCAUACAGCAGCGUAUGCCGCACGUGCCUAACUUCUACGACCUCAACUACCAGACGCCCACGAGUCUCGGUGCGGCCGGUGUGCGCGACGGCAAUCUCGGUUCCGUCGCCUACUCGACCAUGUCCGACGGUCGGUUCACGCGAACCGACAACAACUCGUCGCCUGUCAGUAGCGUCCAGAGUUCCUUGUCCCAGCAAACAGGGUCUGGUGGUCCGAUGCUGAAUCUGCCGUACGCUUACUUUUACGGCACCAACGUGAUGCCGGCCAGCGGCUUCCAGUAUGGCACACCAGCGAUCUAUCCUCAGCAACUGCCGACGAAUGCUGCAACUUCCGGUGGCCAGUUCCAGAAACCGGCGUACAACAGCGGAUACGGUUCGGCCACGGGCUACGAUACGCUGGGACAGUCGGGACAGGACUACAACAAGAAUGCGUACCAGGCGUCGAUCGUCGGGCAGCAGCAGUCCAAGGGUCAAACGGUGGCCAAUCCGCAGUCCGGCACUGGCAGUGGCUCCGACAUGGCCCCGUCAAUGUAUGGCAAGAACCAUGUCGCAAUUAACAAAGUCAAUCAGUAUGACAAACAAUCGUUCCAAUCGGGAACUCCGCCACCGUACAACAUCGCCGGAACGCAGACGGCCGGUGCUACGUCGGGCCAACCGUACGGUCAGCAUCUCUACAUACCAACGAUGGCAACGCAUCACAACAUGAACAUGCAUCAAACUAUGCAUCAGGAUUCCAACAGCAGCGGUCAAAGACCGCAAUCCAACAACCAGGGAAAGACUGCAAAUAAGCAAGGCUAUUCUCCGUCUACUUACUGGACCGGACAAAACUAGAGAGCGCUAGGGCGGCGGGCGCGCGAGCGCUAGAGAGACACACAGAGGAGAAGGAAGUUAAAAUAAUAUGAAGCAGUAAAUUAGGCGGUGUGUGGUCGAAGCGAAGGGAAUGCUUGAAGUAUGGCAUAUAGUAGGAGUACGUAAAACAAAGGAGGAAUAAGCAGCAGAGCAAAAGCCAGCGGUAUAAUACUGUAUAAACACGUGGUAGUGUGAUUCGAUAGAUUCUUUCCAUUAAAUAAACAAUACUACACACAUAAACAAGGACACAAAGAAGGAGAAGAACUAGAAGGUUACAAACAUAUAACUAAACUUUUACGUGCAGUUAUUGAAAAUGGAGAGAAAGGAAAGGCAUUGUGAAACACAUUGGCAAAGAGAGCAAAUCACACAUACAGACAGGCACACACACAGCCAGACAGAACAGACACUCAGACAUAUUUAAAUUCUUUGAGACACAGGCAAAGGGCUAGCAGUUAGUCUCUUCGGCUCGACCGUGUCCUCGUGAUCUCUAUCCGACGGAAUGGAAUUCUAUUUUACGUUUAUAACUCACGCAUAAAUACCAUACGCAUAUGCAUAAUACAUGAAUCCGAGA